Messenger RNA from Parnassius apollo (apollo), 1398 nucleotides. NCBI's taxonomy places the organism in Eukaryota, Metazoa, Arthropoda, Insecta, Lepidoptera, Papilionidae. The record is from the annotation of a GenBank genome assembly.
AUGGCACAAGCUGAAGAUACAGAGCUUCGAGACUUAGUAGUAGAAGCAUUAGAAAAAAAUGGAUCCCUGGCUAAAAUACGUGCGUUGCUGCGAGCAAACAUUUUUUUAGUUUUUGAAGACGACUGCGAAAAUAUUAAACAAAAUGUUAAUUUAGAAAAUAUUUUAAAAAUACCUGAAGGUAUCUUAUGUCUUUCCCUAGUUCAUGAAUUCCUUGAAUUGUGUAAUCUUAAAAACACAUUGUUUGUUUAUAUGUCAGAAUCACGACAGGGAAAAGAAUACUCUUACGAAGGCCAUAGCUCACUUUCCGAAAAAUUGAAGCUCUCAAAACGAAAUAAAGAUACAGAACCUUUAUUAGUUACACUUGUUAAAAAUGUAUUACAACAACCAAAGAAAUUGUUUGGACAUAAUAAGAACAGUGUGAAUAGCAGCGAUAAUAUGUAUAAAGAUGAACAAAAUAACACUUAUAUUGUGCAUGAAGACUCAACUAGUAGUACAAGUCACACAAAUUCAGACAACUCCUCGGAUGAAAAAAAUAAAUUGCAUCUCAGAUUACCUCUGGAUAAUUCGGACACAGAUACUUCAAGUGAUUCAGCAAGAGACAAAACAAGUUCAGAGUACACACCAAGUGAACAUAGCUUAGCUAACCAAGUGAGUCCUACUAAAAAUAAUUUUAGUUCACAAGAACAUAAAAACCAGAUUAUUCAAAAUGCUGGAAUCUGUGUACAAGAACCAGAAAAAAACAAGAAUGCAAGCAGUGUUAGUGACACGUCUUAUAUUGAAAUCAAACCACUGAGUCCUUUAGAGAAAGUUUUGAUUAAUACUACAGGUGUACCUUAUUCAGAUGGAAAAAAUAUUUUGGAGCAUGCUAAAGUGCAUUCCAAAAUAGAAAGUGAAUUGCCUUCACCAAAACAUCCAUUAAGUUCCUUAAAAAGCAGUAAUAAUAACCAUAAAUAUAAAAAUGAAAUGAAUAAAAAUGACAAACAACGGUCUGAAGAUUCAGGAAAUGAUAUAACAGGCUAUAGUCUUGAUUUUACAUCAACUACUUCUGGUAAUAAGGAUUCAGCAAGUAGGGAGGUAGAAUCGGAAUCUAUACAAGAAAAAUAUAUUGAGAGCAGUUUGCACAAGCUUUUAUCACGUGAAAACUCAGAUCAGAAGUCAAUAACCACACCAAGCUCAGUUUCUACGUCGGAAGCUGCUGACAUUAUAAGUGACAAAAGUAAUUCAUUGGCACAAAAAUAUAUUGAGAAAAAUUCAUCCCAAACUUCUAAAUCUAUAACGAACAAAUUAAAAAAUAGUUUGAGUGACCAUAACAAAUUGCGUGAUGAUGAAUCUGGUGAUUUUUCCGAUUCCCCAAUUCCAUCUCUGUCAAAUCUAAGUCUUGAAAUACAUAGUGACUGA